UUCAAAUUAAUUGUGCAUUUUGGAGACAAGAAUUGGUAUUGUGCAAGAUUGAUUAAUCCUGUUGAAUCAUGACUGAGAAGAAGAAAAUAGUGCUAGGAAAAUACGAAAUGGGAAGGCUUCUAGGAAGAGGAACCUUCGCGAAGGUGUACCUCGGGCGAAACCUAGCGACGGAGGAAUGCGUGGCAAUCAAGGUGAUCAAGAAAGACGAGGUGAUCAAGAGCGAGAAGAUGAUGGAGCAGUUCAAGCGCGAGAUCGCGGUGAUGCGGCUCGUCCGCCACCCCAACAUCGUCGAGCUCAAGGAGGUGAUGGCCACCCGCUCCAAGAUCUUCGUCGUCAUGGAGUACGUCCGCGGCGGCGAGCUCUUCGCCAAGGUGGAGCGCGGCCGCCUCCGCGAGUCCCCCGCCCGCCGCUACUUCCAGCAGCUCCUCAGCGCCCUCGACUUCUGCCACAGCCGCGGCGUCUUCCACCGCGACAUCAAGCCCGAGAAUCUCCUCCUCGACGAGAACGAGGACUUAAAGAUCUCCGACUUCGGCCUCUCCGCCCUCCACGACGGCGGCCUCCUCCACACCCAGUGCGGGACCCCCGCCUACGUCGCCCCCGAGGUCCUCAAGAUGAAGGGGUACGACGGCGCCACAGCCGAUGUGUGGUCGUGCGGCGUCGUUUUGUAUGUUUUGUUGGCGGGUUUUUUGCCUUUUCAAGAGGAGAGUUUGAAUGGGAUUUAUAGGAAGAUAUUUAGGGGUGAUUAUCAGAUUCCCCCUUGGUUUUCGAGCGAAUCGAGGCGUUUGGUCUCUAAAUUGCUAGUGGUGGACCCCACUAAACGGAUCUCGAUUCCCGGGAUAAUGCGUGCCACGUGGUUCCGCAAGGGUUUUAAAAGACCCGAUGUGUUCGAGGUGGCGGAAGAGGAGGAGGAGAAUGAGAGACAGGUCGUGCACGAGACUAUUAAAAAAUCCCCGUCGUCGCCGGCGUUUCUGAACGCAUUUCAGUUCAUCUCGUCGAUGUCGACGGGGUUCGAUCUCUCGAACAUGUUCGAGGAUCGGAGGAAGAAGGGGUCGACGUUCACGUCGAGAUGCUCGGCCAGGGUGAUCAUGGGAAAAAUCGAGGUCGUGGCGAAGAAACUAGGGUUUAGGGUUGCUAGGACCAAGGACUUUAAAUUGAGGCUGGUAGGGCCAGCCGAGGGGCGAAAGGGGAGGCUAUCCGUCACAGCCGAGGUUUUCAAGGUGGCGCCUGAGGUUACGGUGGUCGAGCUCUCGAAGCUCUCAGGCGACACGUUGGAGUACGUGAACUUUCGCGAGGAGGAUGUUAGGCCGGCCUUGAAGGAUGUGGUUUGGACUUGGCAAGGGGACAAUGUGUUCAAUCGUGAUGAUCAAAUUUGUGUUGAGGGGUAAGGUUGCUUAUCUACUUUUUAGUCUCAAUUUUUAUUAUUAUUAUUAUUAUUAUUAUUAUUAUUAUUAUUUUUAUAUUAGUGGCCAAAUUAAGGUCACACAUGUUUGUUGGUUUGUAGUUAGUUGAUUGAAAAUUUGUAAACCUACAACAUAAUAUGUGUGUACAUAAUUUUAUGUAUAUGAAUUGCUAUUUAUACGUACAUCGUAG
Salvia splendens (bonfire salvia) is the source of this 1590-nucleotide messenger RNA. RefSeq names its product CBL-interacting serine/threonine-protein kinase 5. The record is from RefSeq and is a predicted model, not a curated record. NCBI's taxonomy places the organism in Eukaryota, Viridiplantae, Streptophyta, Magnoliopsida, Lamiales, Lamiaceae. Gene Ontology annotation, biological process: signal transduction; protein phosphorylation. Gene Ontology annotation, molecular function: protein serine/threonine kinase activity; ATP binding. Bases 69 to 1385 code for a protein of 438 amino acids. The transcript has a single exon.